GAUAAAGCAGGAUUUGUGGAAUAUGUCAAAAUGGAGUUGUUUUGUCAACCUCUGUUUUUGUUUACUUUUCUGAGUCUCCUGGUAAUGCACAAUCCUAAGCCUUACUCUUGUAUUUACAACUGCUGUAACUGUGGAGAAGUCAACCCAUUAAAUGUUUACGUAACCAAAGGAUCCACUUUGGUAUUGAAUUGCACAAUUGAAGAAGAUAGCAGUCCCUACUUCCUGAUGUUUACAUUUAGUAACGAUAACGUGGACCAAUCAGAAUUCAUGGAACUUCACGGAAAAAACACCAUCCUACUAAGGAAGGUUAUCACAGACUUUGAAGAUCAGGGUGUCUACUAUUGUUACAAAAAUGACAAAAAAGUUGGAUCCACCUACGUAGAGGUUGAGUACCCCCUACAGCCUGUAAAUGACAGUGACUUUUGGUGUGUACUGUACGACUGGGACCAUUCUCUUUCCUGUUCCUGGGAGAUGGGCGCUUAUAAAAACAAGGGCAACAUCAAUGUUACUGUCAUUGCCGAGACCAGGGAGAGUCCUUUGGAAGAAGAUUUAGAGGACCAAGUACAUGUGUACUUAUUUAGUUACCAAAGGCUGUAUCCAGCCAAGAUAAACCAAACUUUCUGCCAGUGGAAGGAAACAUUUGAUGAUCCCUAUUGGUAUAGAUUCUAUUUGACUGUUCACAACAUCAAAACGAACCAAUCUGUCCAGAGUGUUUUUACCAAAUCAGCUAAAAGUAUUGGUGAGUCAGUGAAACCAGCUCCGAUAUCAGACGUUUUUGCUGAGAAUAUAUCAAGCACAUGUUUGACAGUCAAAUGGACUACCAGAAAAUUUAGAUUCCAAGUGUUGGUCUUCAUUGUAUCUGAUGAAUGGAACAUUUCAAUUCCACAGAGGAAAGAGGUCAGUCCACGUGACCAUGUUGAGCAAUACUUGCAGUUAUGUGACCUGAUUCCCUUUACGGAUUACACCUUCAACAUAACUCGCCGUAAGCUGACCAUGACAAGGCAGGGAUACCAGGAGGACGGAUACUGGAGCGACCCAGCUUACUUCACCUUCAAAACAAUGCCAGAUGUGCCUGCUUCACCCCCCAAUAUUACAGAAGGGAGUUUUUACCACAUAUAUGGAAAUGAAACUAUUUUAUAUUGGAAGCCAAUAAAGCCCAUAGACCGAAAUGGAAUUGUUAUUGGCUACUUCAUCAGUUACACGUCAUCUGAUGGUAAGGAUAAUUACAGUCUGUCUAGCCAGUAUGAGAACGUAACACUGAGUCUACACCCGGAGAAGUGCUACAAUGUCAGUAUAACUGCCGUAACUCAAGAGGGAUAUAGAAGUCCUAGUGCAUCUGUACUUAUCCCACCCAAAACAGCUAUACCUACCCCAUCCACUGUUGUGAUAGAGGUGGACAGAAAUAGAUCCAGUGCAAAUAUAAGAUGGAAAGGGAAUAAAACCUGUCAGCACUAUGUGGUGUUUUGGAUGUCAGGUAACAAUUUGGACUGGAAGAUUAGCUUUCAAAAUUCCACAAUUCUUGCUGCACCACUUCACAACUUGGAAAAAGUGGGUGUAUCCUGUUCUGCCAAUCUAAACCAUAGUUCCUUGGAAAACCCACACAUUGCAGGGGGAGGUCUGCACUGGUUCAGGUGUAAAUAUUUUGAUGAGAAAGAGCCAGCCUUACCUGUGGCAGUGACCGUCAAACCUAAUCAGGAGGCCCUAGACUUGUCAUGGUUCAUACAAUGUGAUGACCUAUCCUCCUAUCCUCAGUGGAUUAAUGUCACCUGGUGUGACCUUGACCUAAUGAAUAGAUGCUCUCAGGUUUGGAGUCAUGUUUUGUUGGAGCCUGGUGAUAGGAACUGCAGGCUUGAGGGCUUGGAUUCCACAAAAACGUACCGUGUCAGAUUCAGUUCACUGUCCAAAGAUGGCCGGACUAAAGAGGGCAGCAAGAUUUAUGAUGUCAAACCUUACCCAAUAAGGGACACAAGUGUAUCAGACAUUGUAAAUAAUCCGGAGAUAAUAUGGCCAAUUGUCGGUGUACUGUGUGUCUUGAUGCUUGUACUUGCAAUUUGGUUUGCCAGAAGAAAGUAUAGGUCAAAACCUGAACCAGCAAUUGAAGUGCCAGUUGUUGCCUCUAAGACAAGUGAAAAAGGUAGUGGUUACACAAAUUACACCGUACAGUACACAGAUAAGAGAGAUGGAAACAAAUACAUGAUAUUGAGUGAGCCAAUUCUAAUGGAUGGUUUUGAGGCUGAAAAAGAGAAAAUUUUCUCUAAUUACUAUGAUGACCACAUAGCAAAAGACGAAGAAAACACGACAGAUAUCUUAGAGGUCCCUGAUAUUUUAGAAGACAUGGAAAAGUCUGAAUUGUACAAGAAACAAAAGUCCACCUCUCAGUCUUCAGAUUACUCUAAGUUCAUCACUGCUUCUGGACAUACAAACAACAGUGAUGUAUUCAUCCAAUCCAGAUCUCAAUCAGAUAGUCAUUUCAGCCAAUCAAAACCCCAAUCUGAAUUGUCAAGCAUUGAUUUCAGCCAAUCAAAACCACAGGAUGAAUUUUCAAAUCAUAGUGGAUCAUCCAAUUAUAACAAGUCAAAAUUGAAUGCAAAUGGAACAGGAAGUGAUAUAACUGAAGAGGAAGGGUUAGAUAAGAGUUCGGCAUUUUCAUCUAACGAGGAUGGUUAUCGAGAAAUCAGACAGGACUCGACAGCUACGGACAUGUCUGCGUAUUUCGAGACAUCUUACAAUACCAAUUCAAAGGUUGACUCUUACAGCAAAGUCAAUGUCAAUGAAGACGUUAAUGCAGAGACAGAUGAUGAAUUACUUGUUAACUUACAAUCCAGAUCGUCAAAUACCGAACAAAACACUGACAGCGCAGGAUCAAAUGGGAGUUCUAAUUUAUCAUCUCCUUGUACAACUGCAAAUGUUGUACCAGUAGAGGAACAGCAAGCACCUGUUAGGGGGGAUGUUUUAUUGUCCUCCUGUGUAGGUGACAUAUCUUUACAAAAUUUACAGGAUUCCCCUCCUCAAAUGAAUGAAACCAUCAUAAAAAGUCCUCCAGAGGAUUCAGAUGAGGAAGACUCCUCAAACUCUGGUGCCCCCCUACCAAAUUCUGGUGGCUCCUUAUCUAACUCUGGUGUCCCCCUACCAAAUUCUGGUGGCUCCUUAUCUAACUCUGGUGGCCCCCUUCCAAACUCUGGUGGCUCCUUAUCAAACUCUGGUGGCUCCCAAUCAAACUCUGGUGGCUACCUUUCAAGUUCUACCUCUGGUGAGGAUGGAUAUAAAACUGUUGAUCUGAACAGUGGCUGUGCCUCAACUGUGCAAUCAUCUGACUACACACCAAUUUAUGGCAGUUAAUGUAGGUCUUCAUGUAAAUGUGUCAUUUGAUUGUUCUUGGCCAAUCAGAUCAAAUUUGUAUUUAAAAAUAUCUGUAGUCAACAGUCCUGAUGGAAUUUUUUUUAAAUAUGGUAAAAAUCUUCAGAAAGUCACAGGGACUGUGUGUAACAAAGUUUUAGGUCUAUAUAAGGAAUAUAGUGUAAAGUCUUGAAAGUGGUACAUAAAAGGAACAAGGUAUAUGUUUCAAUACAUUUCUAAAAUUCAGAUGAUGUGAGAAAUUAAAAUUCAUUCUCUCUGAAUUCCAUGCAGUAAAAAAAAAAUUCAAAUUAUUUUUCCAAAAUGACCUUCUGAAUGCUUAUUGUGACAUGAAAUUGACAAUUAUUAAAGUUAAAGAAAGACAUCUAUUUUCAGUAGAAUUUUCUUUCAGAAAACAUAAAGCACAUGCAUUAACCACAAAGAUUUUGAGGUAUCUGAUUUUUCAAAGCAUUUUACACAAGGUAUCCAAAAAUUAAAGUGGGCAACGACUGCAGACACAAUUUUCUGUCAGAGGAAAAUAACAAGAAAAUGAGUCAUUUUGAGACUUUUCUGCAUAAAACUUAAAAAUGGACCAAAUUAAUGAUGUCACUUUUCCAGAAUGAUCCUCCUUCAUGCCACAGAAAUGAUCAUUUUGAGGCAUUUCUGUAUAAAACUUAAAAAAGCACUAAAUUAAUGAUGUCAUAUUUCCAGAAUGGUCCUCCUUUGUGCCGUAUUUUUGAAUGAUUUCAUUUAUCACAUUCCUCUACUCAACUCAUGUUAAAGCCAAUAUCAUGAUUUUUUAAGAACAUGAAUUUUUUAGGGCACAGUAAGGUCCAAUCUGUACCUUCUUGUUUCCCUGUGUGCAAAUUCUUUAUAACCAAGUUUUACUGUAUUUAAUCAAAUAUCACCAUAAUGAUAGAAUUCUGAUAGAAAUUUUUCAUGCACACGCAAUGAUUAUACGGGUAUAAUCGUGAAAAGGUGCUUAAGACUUUAUAUACAUGUACAUGCCAUCAAUUUUUUAAAUGACUUCAUAAAUGUACAUUUACAUUACAGAUAGAUCUGAUGUUUUAUAAACUGUUUUGCUGUUGAAGAUGUUUUUAACAUAUGUAUUCAUUAUUUCAUGUAAAAGGGCCUAUACAUGUAUGUGCCAUCAAUUUUUUAAACGACUUCAUAAAUGUACAUUUACAUUACAGAUAGAUCUGAUGUUUUAUAAACUGUUUUGCUGUUGAAGAUGUUUUUAACAUAUGUAUUCAUUAUUUCAUGUAAAAGGGCCUUCUGUAUUUUUUUUUUUUUUUGGCUGGUCCUUCUUCUAGUAAUGAAAAGGUUUUAUUUGGAUUUUUUUGUCCACUUUAUAUCAUUUCUGAAAGUUUUGAACAAUUAGUUAAUAAUGAUUGAUUAUUAUUUUCACAGCAUUUUAUUUGAUGCAAGUGAUUUAUUUGCAGCAUAAAACUGAAAACUUUUAUGUUGUUUUAUUGUGUUGUAUGGGUAUUAUAUUUUGUCAUUAUUUUGUGCAGCUGUGUUUAUUCCUUACCUGUAUAUUAAGAAACUGCGUGAUAUAUGAGUUUAAUUUGUAUUUUCACCUAAAAUUUCUGAUCAUGA
This is a messenger RNA of Saccostrea cuccullata (small rock oyster), 4932 nucleotides long. RefSeq lists its product as uncharacterized. Lineage: Eukaryota; Metazoa; Mollusca; Bivalvia; Ostreida; Ostreidae. Gene Ontology annotation, molecular function: protein binding. Bases 31 to 3339 code for a protein of 1102 amino acids. The transcript is spliced from 18 exons. The record is from RefSeq and is a predicted model, not a curated record.